GGAAGUUGAAGGACGUCUAUUUUCAGCAAACAAUUUUACCAUAACAAAAGUCUCUGCAUGCUGCAGAUUGCUCCACUAGUUAUACGUUAAUCACCUUGAAAAUUGCAAUCAUUUAACCGAGUCAUUCUUGAUCAGCACAUUAUUCAUUAACAUUGAUAAGUAUAUCCAAAUAUGUACGUUACAAUGUUGCCAAAGUUUCGGAAGAGUUUCAAUUACGUGCUUUAGACAUAUAUCAAAACAAUAUAAUGUUCCAGCUCACUGAAUAUUAAUGACGAAACAUUAAUAACAUCUCGUACACAUAAACAAACAGCUUUUUCCUGGAAGAACUCGACUCUGACCCGCAUCGACACACCGAGCUCGAGGUUUCCGACCCGAAGAAGUGUACACACGAAGCCCUUACGUGCAUCAGCUGUGUAGGAAUGUAGAUUGAGAUGGCCUCUAAAGCGAGAUAUGUGGAGCUCCCAAUAUACGUCGUACACAUUGGCCUGUUGUAUGCUCUUUUACUCACGAGUGGUCUCGUGCUAGCGUGGGUAACUAUAUACCGCCAUGAACAGAAUAUUGCAGAGUUGAGGCAAAUGUUGAACACACGAGAAGACAAACAUCAGUCUCAAGCUGUUGAUACUGCGGUUUAUACAAAUGCUGAACGUAAUAUGCUUGUUCAGAAAGACAAGGUAGAAACAUUAACACUUGAAUAAUCCUAUGUAGUCGUGUAUUGUUGAAUCUCAAUUAGAUAUACGAGGACUUCUUUCUUGUACGCCUCAUAGUAUGGAUGUUUGCCAAUCCUCAGCAGAGCAUAUAUACUGCGUAUUGACUGCUGAGGACACUAAACUUACUAAAGUCUUUAUAAGUUAUGAACUACACCACUAAGUCUAAACCUACUGAAGAAUAUCAUAAAAUGUGCAUAAUCAGUAGACAGUAAGCUCGGAAUAUAUGAGCUGCUGUGCGCUAGUGUUGCAUGGUACAGACUACAGACUGUGACAGUGAAUUGUCCUUUGUAGUAUGUGAUGAUAUAUAAAUGAUCACUGAGGACACUUCACUGAACUCACUGCAAAGUUAUUAAAACGAAUGAGCUCAAGAUAUGUUGAGAUUUGUUGUUAUCGGCACUGUAUAAUAACACAAUGCCCGGCAAAGAAAACGUCAGUAAAAUGAACAAAUACUGUCAAUGAGUGAUAUUUUGAAACCUGCAGGAAAUGGACGACAUGUACAGUGGACCGCGGGUGAGAAGAGGACAAGAGAAGAAAAGAGACAAUAAAAAAGUUGCAAGUAAGUCGGUGUGAUUGUGUGAUAAGCACGGGUUUGGGGCAAAUGUACAGAUUUGAAUAUCUGUAAAAAACAACAAUUGUCACAACAUGUGAUUGGGAAUAUGUUUGGUCGUAUGCUCAUGAUACUCAUGUUAGAUAUACAGAGCGACAAUACAACAAUGAACAAUGUGAUCACUUAGCACGACAUAAAUGAAUAAUAUUAAAAUUAAUUGAUUUCUAUUUUCAUGCAGCGGUUAUGGCGAGUCAAUUUCCGCCAGUUUAGAUCAGUUCAUAGUAUUAAAUAUCUUCAAGUGACCGGAAAAACUGCGUUUGCGAAUACUAUACCGACACUCCACAGUGACAUUUUUAACAGUAAAAAACAUGACAUUGCGCACGUCUAGCUCUCUGAAGCUUUUUGAAACUGACUGAUUAUUAUAUACAAUAUAUAUCAAUCACGCGGCACAAAGCUGCUUUAGUUUAACUGGGAAAUAACAAAGAAUAAAUAACUAAGAAAGCAACUACGGCAGGCGAAGUUGCGUGGUUGGAAUGUGAAACAUUAAUUUUGCAUGCAUGGUAAUGGAUGUCAGGAUGUGGCGCUGCGCUGACGUCCAAUCGUCGAAGAAUUCAGUUGCAAAAGUAGAAAAAUACACUCUUUCCAAUACCCUUACAGAUUAUGUUCAAAGUUACUUCAAACAUAUAACAGACAGUCAUGCACAUUCAUCUUUAUGAAAUAACCAAAAUAAAAAUAAUAGAGUUAUAUCUCUAUAUUCUUUCAUGUUUGCCUUCGUGCCCUCUCGAUCCAUCGUCGAAUAUAAUCGCUGGGCGAGUAGAACGAGUAAAGAUACACCAAAUUAAUACAAUGAACAUCGGAGCAUGGUUGCCCGACUUAAAUUCUAAGGAAAGUCAACGAGUUUUUACCGUUUCGCCAAUUCUCCAGCGUACGUUACCCAGCUGGGUGCCAGAGGUUGUUCCUCUCUCGAUCGCAGAAAUUAAUACCCCAAUUAUUGUAAAGGCUACUAGGCAGCCCGUUGCUAUUUAACGUGAGUUUUUAUUUGCGAGCGUGGAAAAACCUCUGGCACCCAGUGUAAUGAUUACGACAUGCACACUCUCUCGUUUAGCAACCGAGUACGGUUGUUUGGAAUGCGAAACAUUGAAGAUAGUCGGCAAAACCUAUUCACUUCUCACUAAUGCUCUUUGUCGAGGCAAAAAAAAGUUUCACAGAUAUAACGUUAACUUUUAAAAUAGUGAAUGGCAAUGCAGAUAUCAGUAAUAGUAAUACGUCUCAAUUUUCUGUAAAAAUAUUUGAAAACUUAGAAACAUCAAUAGAUUUGAAUUUUGAAAACGUAAAAAAUAUGGCGAUACAAAAAAUAUUUUAAAAUUUGAAACAUUGUUAUUACUGUGGUAUUACUGUGUUGAAAGAGAAAAAUAGACGUAUUCGUCGGGUGAUUCGGUGAACUUAUUCUGUUUCAUCUUUUCCAGGAUGCACCAAGAAAUGUGUGGGUGAGAAAGGUGAGAAAGGUAAAGAAAAUUAAACUUUUAAAUGAAGAAUUUUAACAAUGAAUUUAAAUUUAUCGUUUCAAAAUAAAAUAUUUUAUCGAUCAUGUGUCUCUAAAAUCUAAUUUUUACGUCCCAUUUAUUCUAUAGGUACCAAAGGAAGGAGAGGCAAACGUGGUAAGAAUUGAAAUGUUGUAAUCCAGCAUAUGUCAACAAAAACUCGUUUUUAGAAUUUAUAAAAUUUAUAGAAUUCGCUGUGGCGAAGCUAGUCAUGGCCAUGCUAAUUAAAUAGGUUAAAGGCAAUAUACAUUAUAAAAUAACAUGUAUACAACGCGUGCUCUGAGUGGUCGAAACCCGUGUUUGGAUCAGGCCAUCCAAACACGGAAGACUAUCGUGUUGUUGUUAUUUUAUAAAACAAUUACUUUAUGGUUUCCGUGUUUGGAUGGCCUGAUCCAAACACUUGGGAAUGUUGCUCGAGUUAAGAAAAGCGGGCAAAAUCACUCGCCUUCGGCUCGUGUUUCGCUCGCUUUUCUUAACUCUCGCAACAUUCCUGCGUGUUUGGAUCAGGAUCCAAACACGGAAACCAUAAAGUAAUUGUAUAUUCCUAAAGAUUUGAAUAAUGCAAAUCAUUAAAUUUGAAUAGCAUAACCUGUUGCUAUGGCUAGCUGUGCCAUUGGAAUUCGCAACACCCCAUCCACAUGUUGUAACCCAGAUUGGGUUAGUAUUGGGUCAGGGUAAUGUUGUAUGUGUGAAAUUACAAACCUGGUCAGUUAUUGCAAUUAUUAAACGUAACUGAAACGACUAAUCUCGAGACUAGUCUUAAUUAUUGGCUUAUACAACGUGCGGACCGGGUGUACGCAACAAUAUUACAUUCCUUUGUGUUUUAAUUUCUCAUUAAUUAUAAAGUUAUAAAAGAAACACCAACAGCCAAAAUUUACCAAAAGAGGCCAAACAACUUUUGUUCAAAAUAAGCCAAAAAGAAGCCAAAUGCAGACUACUGCGAACACAGUGAUAUCCUCAAUCAUGAUUGAUUAAAGUUUAGUCAGCUGUUUAAUCAGCUGGAUUUCAGCUGAAUCCUGAUUGGCGCCCAGAAUUACAACCGGUUAUUUCUGACAAUGAAUAGAAGUAAAUAUGGAAUCAACCUGGUAAAGUUAAUGCUUUAUUUCAAAAUAAUCAAUGAUUUUUGAAAAAUUCAUGGCCUCAAAAAAGCCAAUCUACCAACCCUGGGCGGAAAUUGAAGAGCUAUUGGACACCACCACCUUUCUACUGUUUUUAUCUGCGCGGUCGUACACGAAGCUGCCAGUGAGGAGUGUGCCGAAAUUUCGAAUUUUGAUUUAGCACAAGCAGUGAGCGCUAUAUAUAUAUAUAUAUCUGGAGCAAGAACUUCAGUCAUUUGGCCUAUGAGAAAAGUGAAGUCAAGAUGGCGGACAUUGACGUCCAGUAGCUAUAGUUAAGUUUCAAAAACCAAAUCACGUGGCGGUCAUGAUAUGUCACGUACUGUAGUAUUUACGAAAUAUUCAACAUGUUCUAAGCCUGUUCACGCAUGAAUUUACACCUGUAUUGUAUACAGGCUAGGAAUUAAGACAUACUGUUAUAAAUGAAAUUAAAAAACGUUCAAAUUUCCAUCAUUUCUCAUUUACCCAUGCAGGCCAUACUGGCGAGCAGGGCAAACCUGGACUACAGGGAUCUCGAGGGGAACGAGGGGAUCGCGGAGACAGAGGGAGUCGAGGACCUAAGGGAGACAUAGGUGAAAAAGGAGAGAGAGGUAACGAUGGUAAUAUGGGAAGAACAGGUGGAAAGGGGAAUAAAGGUAAACUUCACUUUCAAAAGUUAUUCAUCCACGGAUUAGUGCAAGCUUUGUCAUCAUCCGUUUCUCCCCCUCCCACAUUUGGUAUACUUGAAGUAAUAGCAUGUCAUAUGUACGUUGUAUGGCACGCAGGAUGGAACUUCUAUACUGGUUUUAAACAAUAUCAGUGCGCAUGAAAAUAUGUACUUUUUCAAAGAAUUAAAUUUCAUUAAAUUUAAUUAAAUUUCACCCGAAGAAAUUGGUUGCAUCAUGCAAAGUCCUUCUCAGUCAUUAUAAUUGACUGAGACCAUCUGAAAUAACAUGCCGCAUAUAACAAAAGAAGUCUAUUCCUAACUAAAGUAUUAUUUCGUCGUUUUAGGAGAAACUGGUAACCCAGGAAUGAACGGUCCAAAAGGUAGAAGAAAAACAAAAACCAAUUAGCCAGUUUUUUUCGCCAUUUAGUCGUAAAGUGACUAGCGCGGGUAAGAGUUCUGUGCUGGUGGCUCGUGCAUGGAUGAAGUAAAUCGUGGAUAUAAUGGUGGAUCAGUAUCCGUAAAUGAUAUAAUAAACUUCCGGCCACUCAAAAUCAUCGCAGAGUUUUGUAAGAUGUUCCUCUGUAUUAAAUGCUCUCUAUCUAAUAAACAUGUCCCCCCCCCUACAGGGUCAUUUAUUAUAUACAUAAUUAAACAUAUAUUAUUAUAAUUAAACAUAUAAACCGGCAAGAGUUAUAGGUUUGUUAAAUACUGAAUGUUAAAAUGGAGUUAAAAAAUAAACUCCUCAGUAAUAAAGUCGCCAAAGGCGUUUAUCACAUCAUUUACGGUAUGAAGUGAAAAGUGAUCAGCAGCGAUUGUUAAGAAUGUUUAAAUCUACGGAAUGCACAUUGUACAAUUUUAUAAUGUGCGCAUCAAUAUAAUAAUGUAUAACAACAUAUUUUUCAUUCAGUUAUCACAUUGUGCUGAAUUGUUUGUUUCAGGUAACAGAGGACAGGCGGGACAAACGUUAAUGGUUAGUUACCAGAGUGAUGACUAGUAAAAUGAUUCAAGUACGAGAAUCUUGCGGAUUUGGAUAAAUCUAACAAACUGUAGUUUUUAGUGUAUGGAAACAUGCCUUUUAUCCGUCAGCAUUUAUAGCCACAAUCAUGGCAAAAAUUUCCUGGAGACGUAAAAUACUACUGUUCGCUUACACAUGUCGGCUUUGUCUCCCCCUAUACAAUGUUGUUUCUACAGGCAUUUCACAAAGUUUUCACCUAACCACUUUAUAAGCUGUCAACAUUGAACCGGGGGAGGUGGGAGUUAAAAAUUGCUGUUUUUGCACGUAUAUGAUAAUUGCGCAAGACAAUUUCCGCGCCCGCGCUGUCCACAUAAUUUUUCCAGGAUUGUAGUAUAAUCCAUUAUGUUCAAAGGUGAUUAAUAUCGAUGUCGCAUUGUCAUCUUUUGUGACUGUUAAAGCAUACUAACAAGUUUGUGAAAUAUUUUUUCUUAAAAAUCUAACUUAACGUCCCCAACAAUGCGCCAGCAAUAAUAAUAUCUCUAUUUCUUAAUGUUUUUAGUAUAAUGAAUCAGCUCAUAUUGUUGGGACAGGAAAUGUCGUUCAAUCAGCUCCACCUCCCGGAGGUAAAUUUAUAUGAGGCGGCGCGCGAUUCUUUGGAUGUUAGUUUGAGGGAGUGGGUCCCUGGAUGCCAGUUGAGGGCAACGGGACUUUGGAUGUCAGUUUGAGGGGGUGGGUCUUUGGAUGUCAGUUUGAGGUGCUGGGUCUUUGGAUGUCAGCUUGGGGUGGCUGGUCUUUGGAUGUCAAUUCAAGGCCGGGGUGGGUUUUUGGAUGCCAGUUUGAGGUGGUGGGUCUUUGAAUGUCAAUCAGUUAAGGGGGUGGUUUUUAUGUUAGUUUGAGUUGGUGGAUCUUUAAGUCAAACUUAAUUCCCUAUUAAUCCUCUAACAUCCAACUCCUGUUUUACCUUGACGUUUAAGGUCCUUAACGUCAAGUAAAUAAAUCCUUAUUUUCAUAAUUUGUAUAAAAUAGGAGUACACGAUAUAGUAUUUAACCACGCAGAUAAACGGUUUGAUUAACGCUUUCCGUUAAUUCAUAACUGUUUGGCAGUUCUCCAAGUGUGACUAGCCUGAGUGCACUUCUGAGUAGGAGUUCUUUUAUGAGCUGCGCAUGUCGUGUUUUAUAUCUGUUAAUAAAGCACGGACUGCGAAUGUUUUAAUGAAAAAACACCCCAUCUGAGUAGUUAAUUAACGUUAAUUUUAAAAAUAAACGUUGUCUAAGCUGAGAAAAGCCAAGCUAAAGGUUAUAAAAAUGAAUAUAACUUGUUAUCACAUAUAAAACCACCGACACGGCAGCGAUUUCCUUCGUUUUUCCUCAGUGAAUUAUUAAUGUAUUUUUACACUAUACGGUUCUCAUUUUAUUCGAUUAAAUCCUCAAAGUUGAUGACAGUUUAAUUUAGAAGCAUAAUAUAUAUAUAUAUAUAUAUAUAUAUAUAUAUAUAUAUAUAUAUAUAUAUAUAUAUAUAUAUAUAUAUAUAUAUAUAUAUAUAUAUAUAUUAUAUACACUUUAACUGUACGAACAAUACUCACUCAUUUUUCCAAAAUGCCCUUCUUUAAAGCUUAAUAAGAUUGUAAAGAAGUGAAAAAGCCGCAUCGUCGCGUCAAUUUUGGACAAACCCACUGUCACUGACCAGAAACAGAACUGAUUCUUGAGUUGAAGUAGGCUGAGUUUAACCUGCUCGCAGCCCCCACCCGAAAACCAAAUUUCCGGUUUUGGCAGGAGAAGCGCCUAUAUCUUACUCAGUUUACGUAAUAAAAUGAGAUAAUCUAUACUGUCAUACGCUUUAGAGAGAACUAUUAAAAUGAAAGCAGAUAACAGUUUCUUAUCCAUCGCUGCAAGGAUUGCAUUAGUAACUGCGAUAUUCAGUGUCUCAUGUUGUGGUCUAACGCCAAUUGAGUGACUUUUUGGAAAGUUAAUGACCCUAUAAUACAGAAGAAAAGUAUUUAUUAACUUAAACUCAUUCGCUACAGUCAGUGGAUCUUUGGAGUAAGUUGAUUUUGUUGUUGACUUUGAAGGGAUGCAUCGGUUGAUUAUUUUCCAUGACGAGGUACAAUUAUUCUUGUGUUGCAAACCGUUUCUUUUCAUAUAGUUUUCUUCUGCCUGUUUGAGUAUGACUUUAACUAGUACUUGAUUAAUUAUCAAUUUGUAAUUAUUCCAGUCUGAAUCCCUUCUGGUCAUAAAGAAAAUUCGAUGCAAAGUAUCAAUUUUUCUCAUGAGGGUUUUAAUCUCAACUGUAACAUACGGACAAGGGCAACUUUUGAUCUUAGGUUUUAACUGGAGCAUGGAUAUCUAACGUCGUAAUCAGUGCAUCAUUAAGGGUGACAAGCUUCCGCUCGUUUACGUCAUUCUUGUGAUGUAUGGAAUGUCGAUGUAUAAUGCUAAAUCGUUUAGAAACGCUGUUGACUCAUAUUUUUGAUGAUUCCUGAUGAACUUUUUAUUUCUUUUUAGAUGUUUAUAGAGUAACAUCCUGGAAAAAACAACACCUAUCUGGAAAAAUGAAGUACGACGACGGUCGUUUAAGAAUCAACGUUGAUGGAGUUUACUUUGUUUACAGUCAAAUGUAUUAUUUUGAUCGGAAUAACACUUAUACUGGUUUCAAUGUAUAUAUCGACAACAAGAGAAUCUUGAAGGCGAUCUACAGUAUUGUUGAUUUUCAUAAACCAUACCAUACUCAGUUUAUAAGUGGUAUUUUUAAAAUUUACAAGGGCCAGACAAUAUGGGUAGGAACGAAAAUUAGGAGGGAAUAUUUUUUCAACGAAAGUUCAGCUUUCUUUGGUGCAUUUAUGUUGCAUGCUUGAGCUAAUACGAUCAUUUGGCAAAGCAUGAAAAAUUUAAUUAAGUCGACAAAUAAUCCUCAGAAAUAAAAAGGUAGCAUAUAGAAUUAAGAAUUUUCCUGAUCCUGUGAGAACCGAAAAUUUCAGUUGUUUAGAAAGUAAACCGGGCUAUAAUUAGUACGUAACUAGAAACAAAACACAGUCCGAAGAUUGUCAUCUUGAGAUAUACGGAUUAAAACAAGACGAGAACUGAGUUUAUUACAAAGUCAUCAUCGAUCAGACUAACUAGUUAGAAAAUACAAAAU
Paramuricea clavata is the source of this 8644-nucleotide messenger RNA. The record is from the annotation of a GenBank genome assembly. NCBI's taxonomy places the organism in Eukaryota, Metazoa, Cnidaria, Anthozoa, Malacalcyonacea, Plexauridae.